Annulohypoxylon maeteangense is the source of this 1626-nucleotide messenger RNA. Its product is annotated as cytochrome P450. The transcript has 3 exons. Gene Ontology annotation, molecular function: iron ion binding; oxidoreductase activity, acting on paired donors, with incorporation or reduction of molecular oxygen; monooxygenase activity. NCBI's taxonomy places the organism in Eukaryota, Fungi, Ascomycota, Sordariomycetes, Xylariales, Hypoxylaceae. The record is from RefSeq and is a predicted model, not a curated record. The coding region runs from base 1 to 1626 and encodes 541 amino acids.
AUGCUGAAACCUAUCUUAUUCGCAGUGUUAACGCUGCUAAUAACAUAUCUAUACAGAAGGCUACAUUACAAGCGGUUCCAGCAACAUGGAAGGUUACCUCAGAUGCCACCAAGUUUACUUUUUGGUCACCUCAAGACGCUCGAUGGUCUUAUCAAGCGCGGAGAGGCAGAUCGUCACCCUGACAUCAUGUUUACGGAGAUGCAUGAAGCUCUCGGCCGACCGUCGCUGAUGUUCGUCGACCUACGGCCCGUUAACCGUCCACUGGUUCUUAUUAGUAGCCAUGAAAUCGCUGAACAGGUUUCAAAACCAUCUAAACUUUUCCCGGCCAGUCUUCCCAAGACAGACUUAAGCUAUUUGCUACAUCUAACAGGACCGACAUCAAUCUUACUCUCACACGGAGAACCUUGGAAAGCCCUUAGGAAGAGGUACAAUCCGGCGUUCGCGCCCCAGCAUCUCAUGAGUCUUUUGCCGUGUGUUCUCGAAAAGACGUCAAGUUUUAUCCGAAAUCUUGAUGCCCUGGCGUGUUCGGGGGAAGAAUUCUCCCUCGUGACUCUCGCUAUUAAUUUGACUUUUGAUAUCAUCGGUGCUGUGGUUAUGGAUGUUGACCUGGAUGCCCAGCCUUUAGACGUGUCGCGCCAGGGUGAAUUAGUUAGGCUUUAUGUCGAACUGUUCCGAGAAUAUUGGGAUGAUAAGGCCGACAUGCCUUGGUGGCUCAUUCCUAAGAUCGAAAUGAAACGCCGUCGUCUUGGUAAGCGCAUCGACCAGAUAUUAAAGGAUAUAAUUCACCGUAAGCACGCCGAGCAUCAAGCAAAGGGACACGGGGACAAUCAAUCACGAAGUAUCUUGUCCCUGAGUCUACGAGAUACCAAGACGCUCUCACCAGAGCUCGUUAAUGAGACGUGCGACCAGAUUAAAACAUUCCUGCUAGCAGGCCAUGAUACUACUAGCAUUACACUUUCAUGGGUCUGCUAUUGGCUUUCACGAACCCCCCGCGCCUUAGCAGCCGUACGCAGCGAACUGGACAACCUUCUAGGUCAUAAAUCCGAUAUGGAAUCUGUAUAUGCCCGGCUGCUGUCGCCUGAAGGACCAGAUCUUGUACACCGUAUGACCUAUAUCUCAGCCGUGCUCAAAGAGACCUUGAGAUUACACCCACCAGCCGCUACGGCACGCUACUCUAAACCUGGCACUGGAUUCACAGUACACACCCCAGAAGGCGGAGAUCACUGCUUAGAUGGAAUGAUCAUUUACAACUGCGAGGGUCUCAUACAGCGCGAUCCGGCGAUUUACGGAGACUUGGCCGAGUAUUUCGUACCUGAGCGGUGGCUUGGUGACGUCGACAUCCCCGCCAGUGCAUGGAGACCAUUUGAGCGGGGGCCUCGUAAUUGUAUCGGUCAAGAGUUCGCUAUGAUUGAAAUUCGAGUCAUUGUUGCGGCCAUAGCCCGCCGAUUUGAUUUUACCAAGAUAGGGCUCGGUGAGUUGGCUUUGGACGAGAAGAACCAACCGAUGCUAGACGGAAACGGCAUCUACAAGAUUAAAUCGCUACUCUAUAACACGAGACAGGUAAAUGCUAAACCCGUGGAUGGAAUGAGAAUGAAGGUAAAUUUGGCGCCAGAUCAUGACGAAUAA